UAGUUAUAUUGCUGUUGCUCCUAUAAAACAUACUAGUAACCCCUUAUAACCCCUCUGAAGCAAUGAAAAUAACAAUACCCGAUGCUUUUUGAUUUUUUACAUCCAACAGGUUGUCUCGGACCCCCCUCAUCACCAGACUACCUAACCUCGUAUGCUAUCUAUAUAGCAUGGUAGGGUAUCAUCGCGAGAAUGCCAGAAUGCAGAAUGCCAGAAUGAAACUCUAGGUAGUAUCUCCACUUCGAAUAUCUACCUCGGACGGUAGUUCGUCGUCAAGUUAUGCUUGCUUUUCACCCUUCGUUUGGAGUAACAACCCUGAAUUACACCUUAGAGACAAAGCUCGCAAUUGGUUAUCAUUAUUGGUUGGCGUCAUUUCCCCGCCCAGCCAGCGGUACAUAUCUAGUAGUAGAAGGGGCGUCUACAGACUAUUUCUCUUCUACUUCUUCUUUCUUUCUUUCUCACUUACCUACCUAGCUACGUAAAGACACCUAUUGGGUAAGGUAUCGUUUAGAGAGAGAUUAGACGUUAUUACUUUCACCUUGGAAAUGUCUACCACCGAUACUCUCACCGAAAUCGCACCAGCCUUUUCUGCUGUCAACAAAGGGGCAGUGAACAGGUUCAGUGGGAAAAGCAAGGUUGAGAUUCCGCCGCAAGUCCAAGUCCAAGGCAAGACCAAAAGUGGAAAGAAGCUCAACAUUCGGAGCUACCCCCAAUUCGAGAAUCUAGAAGAUGAGAGGCUUUACCGAAAGCAGCAUCUCGCGGCAGCGUUCCGAGUCUUUGCGGAUCGCGGCUUCGACGAGGGGGUUGCCGGUCAUAUAUCGGUCCGGGAUCCCAUCCUGACCGAUCACUUCUGGUUGAACCCACUCUCGAUGCACUUCUCGCUCAUCAAGGUAUCGGAUUUGAUCCUGUGCGACGAGGAUGGAAAUGUAGUCGAGGGAGACGAGCCCGUGAAUGGUGCUGCCUUUGCCAUCCAUUCGCAGCUUCAUAAAGCGAGGCCCGACGUUCACGCCGCGUGCCAUGCGCACAGCGUGCAUGGAAAAGCCUUCUCUGUCUUCGGUCGUGAGCUCGAGAUGAUCACUCAGGACGCCUGUAGGUUCUACAAGAGCCAUGGUGUGUAUCGAGACUUCAGGGGCGUGGUCUUGGAUAGCGAAGAAGGUCAGAGGAUUGCCAAGGCUCUCGGAAAUGGAAAAGCGGUCAUACUUCAGAAUCACGGCCUCCUCACGGUCGGCGGUAGUGUCGAUGAGGCUGCUUUCUGGUUCAUCAGUCUCGAGAGGACUUGUCAAGCCCAGUUGCUUGCAGAUGCGGCGUCGGCCGCUGGAUACAAGAAGAUCCCCAUCGAUGAUGACGAAGCUGCCUACACAGCUCUUCAAGUUGGAGGGCCCGGGAAAGGAUGGCUUGCUUUUCAGCCGUACUACGACGAGCAACUUGCAAAGACUAAAGGCGAAUUCUUAAACUAAGCAAACUUCGAUACCCUCUUUUGUGUGAAUUUCUAUUUAUGAGACAUGAAUAUUUGGUCCCGGCUCGCUGCAAGCAGGAAAAUCAAAAUUUGAAGCUUUGAAGAGGGCACAAAUGCAGCCUCUCAAACCCUCCAGGUGUAUAUAGGUACUGUUACAAAAUGAAAAACUCUUUGAACACGCAUGGUAACACAUUUGAGUAUUUCCUCGCAUAGUUUGGUCGUUGGUAUUUAAAACGUAUUGAACAACACCACAAUUCUUGAGCUACAUCAGCCGGAGCUAUGUCAAUGAUUGCUAAUAUCUACCUAGUGCAAGUCAUCGUGUAGUACGUACAUACUGUUUUUGAGCUGGCGUAUGAGUCUAUUAUGUGUAUGCUGCUUUAUAUUUCACCUUACCAGGGGCAUUUAAACAAGCCUGUUUGACUGCCCCUUAUUGAUGUACUAUUAUUGUUAGUAUGAUAGACUCAUAAAUUUUUAUACUCUAAUAUCGAA
Molecule: messenger RNA, 1942 nt
Organism: Hypoxylon fragiforme
Lineage: Eukaryota; Fungi; Ascomycota; Sordariomycetes; Xylariales; Hypoxylaceae
Product: arad-like aldolase/epimerase
Exons: 4
Coding region: 543-1454 (303 amino acids)
Cellular component (GO): cytoskeleton
Molecular function (GO): actin filament binding
Source: RefSeq, a predicted model, not a curated record